Molecule: messenger RNA, 1974 nt
Organism: Amphiprion ocellaris (clown anemonefish)
Lineage: Eukaryota; Metazoa; Chordata; Actinopteri; Pomacentridae
Gene: mei4
Product: meiosis-specific, MEI4 homolog (S. cerevisiae)
Exons: 5
Coding region: 62-1285 (407 amino acids)
Biological process (GO): oogenesis; spermatogenesis; meiotic DNA double-strand break formation
Cellular component (GO): lateral element
Source: RefSeq, a predicted model, not a curated record
GUGUGCAACACCUGUCCAGCGGUGAAGCUUCGUCACUUUUCAGGCUUUGUUCGCUAACUUUAUGUCGGAUGCUGUGGAGAAGAGACUCCGACUGAUGCAGACUGAGGAGGGCAGUUCGACGGGAGCGAGUCAAGCGGGGUGGUUUCUCAUGAAAGCCAAAGUCGCCCUGGCAGUGGCUGUAAUAAAAAACAAGCCCCCAGGUAUGAGUGGCCGAGCGUACGCUGAGGCUUUGGCCUGCAAGCUGAAGAGCCAGGAUGAAAGCUGGAAGGAAAAAGCCCAGCGGCUGCAGCAGGAGGUGCUGAGGCUGCAACAGGAGAUGCUCAUCACCAAGGUGACGUCAAAGAGCAACACGGAGGCAGGAGAUGAUGACAACAAAAUGGACGACGCUUCGCAGGAUUUGUUUGGUCCAGGAAGUGAAGUAUACAGUGCAGAACCAGACUGUGGCUCAGAGACUCCUGAACUCCUGCAGCUGCCUCCUGAUCGCGCCAUCACUUUGCCUGCACCGCCGGCGCAUCCUUCCAGUUUCCACGGAAGUCCUCAGGGAGACACAUUGUUUCCUCAUGUGAAGUUCCUCCAGUCGCUGUGCGCUCUGCAUCGAGUAGAAGGCAACAACAGAGGUCUGGAGGCUCUGUGGUUCAGCCCAGGUGGUGAUGCAGGAUGCGUGCUGAUGGACACUGUGUGCCAGCUCCUUGAAUCCGUGGUGGUGGCCUGCAAGGAUCCCCCUGCACUGGGACCUCGUGACCUCGUCCUGCAGGCCUGUCAGACCGCUGCCCGAGCAAUGGACCUGUACUGCUCUCAGAGGCUGCCAUCUGUUGAGUUCAUGAGACGUGUGGAAGAGCCACUGAAGGAGCUGACUCGGACGUUGCUGCACAGGAAUCAGCCCAGCAGGCUCCAGGCUGCAGAGAAGCUGAUGGAGUGCCUGAUCGCGCUGGGGAGCAGCAGCAUGUCAAAGUCCUUUCUCAUUCGUCACAUCCUCUCUGAGAUCAGCGCUCUGGCCGAUCAGCUCUGGCAGGCCUUCCAGGCGCAGGAGGACAGCUCAGGGCUUGACAAGUUUCCUGUGGACCAGUAUCAGAACUCGUGCCACCUGUUCUGGAUCCUGGAGGCGCUCCUACAGAAAUCAAAGGUAGCGUGCAGGGUGGAGGUGGGAUCGGAGCAGAUGGUCUUCCUGAGUCACUUGGAACAGCGAGUCUUUCUUUUGUCAGAUGAGUUUCCAUUGUUUUCCAUCUGCAUGUGGAGGAUAGGAGGUCUACUCGCGUCUUUAGAGAGAAACGAUGCACCCAAGUGAGUGUGGGACUGAAACAGCCGACUGACUAGCAUCUGUAGAACAUGGAGCUGUGGUUAGGUGUGUUUAGAACUAUCACAGUGACAAAGAGAGUAUAAUCUUCAAAUUUAAUGCAGUAGCUGCUCUUGAUUUGAAUAAUUAACAUUUGUUUUGUAGCCUUCUGUGCAUGUAUUUCUUCAACUACACUUGGUGUGUGCUAGGAAAACAAUCACACAUCGUAUUUCUGAGCUGUCAGCUGUUGUUAAAUAGCUUGUGCAGUAAAUAUUUGUUGCAGUGUCAUCUAUCAGUUCAUCAUCUCAGAAGCAUUGUUUCAGUGCUGGAUUAUUCGAGGAAUGAUUCACCUUUUCUGCUGUUUUCUUAGCACCAUCUGUCCUUUAGAUUACAUUCCUGCUGCCGUUUGUUGGAUCUGAACUAAGCAGCUUCUUUAAAAAAAAAAAAAUUGUACUUUUAAAAGUCUUCAGUAGCAGUUUAUGUCCAUGUAAAUGUUUGCAAAUUUGAUCAUUCAGGUGGUAGGUGUGGCUAAAAGAGCUUAUGUAGAUCUUAAUAUUUAUAUAUAAUUACAUGUAGAUAUGAUCUACAUAGAAGUCCUCCAGUUUUAUGUAUUUCUUUUGUUGUCAACAAAUCCCACAACAAGGUCAAAGCAACAAUGAAUGUAUCCUAAGUACUGUGUGUCUGUCAUUUUGUCACAUUAA